GCUGGCCCUUUAAAUCGCACACAAGGGCAGCCAGGCAGCCCUCCGGUGUGCUGGGUUUGGAGACCAGCCUUGGCCUCGUUGCACCUCCCUCUCUCCCUCUAUGGCACUUCCCGAAGUGGAUCAUGGCUUCAUUGGCCAGCUGCUGGUGGACUGUGAGGAGCCUCUCAACCUAUGCACAGAGAAGAUGCAACCCCCUUCUCCCUAUAACUGGAGUGGUGACUGGAGCUUUUGGAUUUCAACUCCCACUUACAAAUACAGAAAUGAGGAAUUCAAGAGACAAUUUUCACAUCUGCCAGAUUUGGACAGGCUUGUUGUAGAUUACGCCUGUGCCCUCCAGAAGGAUAUCCUCCUUCAAGGACGCCUGUAUCUCUCCGAAAACUGGCUGUGUUUCUACAGCAACAUCUUCCGAUGGGAGACCACGAUUUCUAUUGCAUUGAAAGAUAUAACCUUCAUGACCAAAGAGAAGACAGCUCGGCUCAUCCCAAACGCCAUCCAAAUCGCUACUGAAGGAGAGAAGUUUUUUUUCACUUCAUUCAAUGCCAGAGACAGAAGCUACCUCCAUAUAUUUCGAUUAUGGCGGAAUGCACUGUUGGAAAAGAAACUAACAAAACAGGAAUUUUGGCAGCUUGUGCAGCAAAGCUAUGGUUCUGAGCUGGGUUUGAACACAGAAGAGAUGGAAAACAUUUACUUGGCAUCUGAGGAGAAUGAACUAUCAAGGUCUAGCCUUUGCGAUGAAUCUGGGGAGAAGGAGACAUCUAAAGCAGAUGGCGUAAUCCAAGACAGCAUUGCUCAGAUACUUGAAGCUGAAACAGAAUCGCUUAAGGAAAACACAUUGAGAGAGACAGUAGAUCCAGAGGACUCUCCCUAUGAUAAGCUGGAGAAGAAGAAUUCUCAGUUGUCUUCAGAAAGGAAAGCAGCUGAGGUAGCGCAACGGAAAUGUUCAGUACAAUCCUUCGAUAUAAUUGAGAAUUUCUCUCAGGAGAAGAGCAGUGCCUCAGAAAGUGAUGGAGAAGUUGAAGAAAUCAUACUUGAGAAUGAUCUCCAUGGAAGACUCUUCAUUAAUAGAAUUUUUCACAUUGGUGCAGAAAGGCUAUUUGAAAUGCUUUUCACCAAUUCCCUUUUCAUGCAGAGAUAUCUCAGCACCAGAAAUAUAACAGAUUUUGUAUCAACUCCCUGGAACAGUGAAAGCGGAGGCAAUCAACUACGGACCGUGACUUAUACUAUUGUUUUUAACAGUCCACUUCUUGGAAAGUCCACAGCUGCAACAGAAAAGCAGGUCCUUCUUAAACGAAGCCACAAAGAUCAAUCAUAUCGGAUAGAUGCGGAGGUGACGACGCAUGACGUGCCUUACCAUGAUUACUUCUACACUGUGUAUAGUUACUGUAUCACCCCUGUAUCCAGUCAGAAAUGCAGACUCCGGAUUUCCUCGGAUGUGAAAUAUAAGAAACAACCAUGGGGCCUUGUCAAGAGUAUAAUAGAGAAAAAUACGUGGAAUGGGAUACAGGGAAAUUUUAAGCAACUUGAAUCUGAAUUGCUAAUUGAGGAAUAUACACUCAACAAACCAACAGAAGACCCAGCAAAGCUAGGUGUUUUGAGGCGGAGGAGGUGGACUUUACAGCGGAACAUGGGAGAGAUAGUUCCUAAACGCUCUGCACAUUAUUCUUCUGGGGAAGUGGUUGUGCCUUCUUCUCAUGGAGAUGCAGGACCAAAAAGGGAUGCUACAAAUAAGACCAUCACCAUCAUAGUGGUAAUGAGCAUCUUUUUGCUCUUGCUGGUUCUGCUGAAUGUGACAUUAUUCCUGAAAUUGUCUAAGAUUGAAUAUGCAGCUCAGUCAUUUUACCGUGUUCAUGUUCAAGAAAAGGGAUCAGCAAAUGUACUCCUUGAUGUGGCUGCAAGAGAAAAAAGCUCUAAUCGCAAGUCAGACCAAGUCCAGCAGGUGAAAAGGGUAUUGAGGGACUCUAUAACAUUGCUUGAGCAGUUGAAGAAUUCCCUUUAUAUGCUCCAAAGCAGUUUUGAUCACCUAAACAAGACUAGGAUCAGGAAGCCUGAAAACUGAUUUCACCUAACUAAGGGAAAGGAAGAUACGUGGAUGAAGCUAUAUACAAUGAGACUGUUUAUUUUUCUUACGUUUCUCUUCAGCAGCCAUUUGCACUUUUUACAAACCUCCCUCUUACAUUACCAAAAAAAGCACACAUUUCUAUCAAAAGGGUUUUCUUAGCCCAUUUAAAUGUCAGAUCUUUCUUUGUGACUAUUUUUCUAAACUGUGAAUUCUUUGUGUGAAUGAUAAAGAACACUGGGUGUCUGGUAAUUAUACGUGGAAGAAUGUGAUAAAAUGUAAAUUCAUCUCAGACAAAGUUGAAGAAACAUUAUAAAAGAUGCAAAAGAAGAUUGCAAAGGUUGUUACACCCACAACUUCUCCAUAUGUCAUCUAAAUUCAUGUGACAACUCUUCAGAAAGUAAAGUUCUAUACCAAUGUUUUAAAUAGCUGUCUGUUUUCCUUAUAUGUCUUUCUCUGUUUCACAGUCACCAUAACACCACUUCCUUCUGUCUACUGUCAUUUCAGUUCUCCUGGUUUCUCAGGGAAUGUUGAAACCCAUAUUGGAAAGGCAAUCAUUGUAUUUACUUGAUUUGUAUAAUACUGGAGUACAGGGAGACGUCUUUGUAAAAAAUAUGUUUCACGGGUUACGCACUUCAAGUCAAUCUUUUGUUCUUUAGUUUGGUUAUAUUUAUUUUUAAGCACAGAUGAUAACUGUACUUUGUAAGUACUACUGGGAAAACUGCCUUUUCCUUCUUUAGAUUAAAAAAAUUGUUAUCAGACACUGGAGACCAAGCUUUCUAAAGUGGAUUUUUCCAGAAACAGAACAAACUAAAUGUGGCACAAAGAAGAGUGUGAACUCAAAUAGUAGUCAUGACUAUCCUGUACAUUUGUUGAAUGUUCAGUUGGGAGGGGUUUGUUUUUCACUUGCCUUUGAUCUAAAGUGCCUUUGUCACUGUUUGUAUUGGAAACUGGCUUUAGCUGUUGGACCAAAACUAUGUACUUAAACCAGGCCUUUAAAAAAAAAAACACACACACAGAGGAGUACUAUUUAUGGUCUGUACAAAUAUACAGUACUGAACAAGUAUUGGCCAUAUAUGAUGUAGAUGGAAAUGUAUUGUAAUUGUUAAUGACAAACUAUGUAUUUCCCUGAAACAUAAAUGUAAAUAAUCAUCGGAACACCUAAUAAAAUGAAGGAUAAAUGAA
Messenger RNA from Anolis sagrei ordinatus, 3241 nucleotides. It is a transcript of the gene GRAMD1C, whose product is annotated as GRAM domain containing 1C. NCBI's taxonomy places the organism in Eukaryota, Metazoa, Chordata, Lepidosauria, Squamata, Anolidae. Gene Ontology annotation, molecular function: cholesterol binding; cholesterol transfer activity. Gene Ontology annotation, cellular component: endoplasmic reticulum membrane; plasma membrane; endoplasmic reticulum-plasma membrane contact site. The record is from RefSeq and is a predicted model, not a curated record. Gene Ontology annotation, biological process: intracellular sterol transport.